CGAAGCGCAACUAGCAUGACCACAACACAUAAUUUGAGCCAACAUGGCGUCCUAACGUUAGAGUUUCCUGACAGUUGUACAUGCUGAUACUGGCUUCGAGACAAGCAUAAUCACAGGUUUCAAAACUCGGACAAGAUCCAAAGGAUGGCAAGGGUGGUGUUCCUCCAUCCAGACCUGGGUAUUGGUGGAGCUGAGCGUCUGGUGGUCGAUGCUGCUGUUGCUCUGAAGUCUAAAGGAUGCAGCGUUCAGAUAUGGACGGCCCAUUACGACCCAACCCACUGCUUCUCUGAGACGCUGGAUCCAGAUCUCCCUGUGGUAUGUGUGGGGGAUUGGCUACCCACAAAUGUGUUUGGUUACCUGCAUGCCCUGUGUGCCUACCUGAGGAUGAUCUUCGUCGCCCUCUACCUGGUCUUCCUCAGCGGGGUGGAGUACGAUGUCAUCUUCUGUGAUCAAGUGUCAGUGUGUAUCCCGGUGCUGCGACUGUCCCGUCACAGGAAGAAGGUUUUGUUUUACUGUCACUUCCCAGACCAGCUGCUGACCCAGAGGAAGUCGGCCCUGAAGAAGCUGUACCGUGCUCCCAUCGACUGGAUGGAGGAGCGCACCACUGGCAUGGCUGAUAUGAUUCUGGUAAACAGCAAGUUCACCGCAGGCAUCUUCAGCGAGACCUUUAGUGGUCUGAGAGGAGUUCAGACGGAUGUCCUCUAUCCCUCCCUCAACACAAGUACCUUUGACCAGCAGUCCACUGAAGCACGAGGCCUGGAAGGGCUUCUUCCCGAGGGGACCUCCUGCAUGUUUCUCUCUCUGAACCGAUACGAGAGGAAGAAGAAUCUGGGGCUGGCUCUGGAGGCUCUCUCCGCCCUGAGGAGCCUCCUUCCUGCAGGCCAGAGAGCGGGUGUUCACCUGGUGGUGGCUGGGGGCUACGAUGACAGAGUUACUGAGAAUGUUCAACAUUAUACUGAACUGAAAGAGCUGGCAGCGCAGCUCCACCUGGAGGACUGUGUCACUUUCCUGCGCUCCCCUUCUGAUUCAAUGAAGGUGGCACUGUUACGGGGCAGCGCAGCCGUGCUCUACACCCCGAGCAGAGAGCAUUUUGGGAUUGUUCCUGUAGAGGCCAUGUACUGCUGUUGCCCUGUUAUCGCGGUAAACUCUGGGGGCCCCCUGGAGAGCGUGGCAGACGGGGAGACAGGCUUCCUGUGUGAGCCCCUGGCCGAGGCCUUCUCUAAGGCCAUGGAGAAGCUGGUGAGAGGGCUUCAGCUCCGCAGGGACAUGGGACACGCCGGGAGGAGGAGGGUACAGGAGAAGUUCUCUCUUCAGGCCUUCUCAGACCAGCUGUAUGGGUACAUUGUCAAGCUGAGCCAGUGAUGGUAACGCAGAAGACAGGUUAAACAAACGAUCCUAAACUGAACUGUGAAUUGUCUGUGGUUCACUGGGGUCUGCAGUGAGGUGAAAUGAACAUCUUCUAAUAGAGGAUGUGUGUAGAUGUGCAGGGAGGUGGGAGUAUUAUCAGGACUCAGAGGAAAAUCAAUCAGCAUUCCCCUGGAGGGGUUGCUGAGAGGAAAAAAAGGGCGGAAUCUCUAUACCAAUUAAGACAAGAAUAACGAGUUUACCUAUAUCUCUGGAAGAAUACCACACCUGCAAGUGUGUAUGCGAGUGUGUGUGUGAUAUUGUACAUGUGUAGCAGCGACAGAACCAAGAGCCUAGCAAAUGAGCAUACCAAAAGGAUUGAUUGCUAGACAGAAAUGUUUUGUACUGUGUAUGUUUUUUUCCCCCUUGCUUUGAUACAGUAAUCUUUGUCUUUGUCUGUUUGGGUGAUGAAGAAAAAGAAUGUAGUUACCACCCUGUGCCAUCAGGCAGUGCACAGCCCCAGAUCGAUAAACGGGAUGCUUUCCUCCACUUCCUGUCCGCCCAGAGCUUUGUUCAACUCCUCGCAUUCAGAAAACGCUGGCCUGUUCUGACUCUGGCUGCUGUGUGGAAGUUAUUAGUGGAUGAUAGAGAGUGUUUGGCUUUAUUAGAGGUCUAGUUGAUGGGCAGUGGGACUUUGUCUGGGUCAUUAUCAACGAGGAGAAUAGCAGAAGGUCAUUGUGUCUCCAGCUGGCCUCUUCAGCCCUCCUACUGUAUAGAAAAGCUUGUAUUGACAUUCCUGAAGUCUUAAUAAACAAGAGGACACAUACUUUCCUGACUCUUAUGGGCUUUGCUUUGUUGCCAAGUUUGUUUGGCCUUUAAUAGACUUUGCUAGGAACAGAAAUGUUAAGGUUUUUUUCUCCUUUCGUUGAACACAUUUGAUUGUUCUUUGUUGGUAAAUGAAACAUUCUCAGACAAUGAAUCAGCUAAGGAGUUUUAUUUUCGCUCAUUAACAAAGUCAAUUUGAUAGAUGUACAUGGGAGGCGCCGCAGAACAUCUUAAGUUUCUGUCUCCGUCCGUUGCUGCAUUAUCAUGUUCAGAGUUUGAGACGUGUCCCCUUGUCCUCUUGUUCUUAAAGGGAGUUCCCAGCGGCACUUUGAUCUCUGUAAUGCGCUGAGUGCAGAUCCUGGUCUUCCUCAGAACACGGUCACCUUUGACUUUGGAACCAUUUGUUGAAGGAGGCUGCGGCAGGCUCUCUGUGUCAUGUUCUCAUCUUACAAUAACCAAGAAAUACAGUGAAAUAAAGGACAUUUCAGUACAAUAAA
Gymnodraco acuticeps is the source of this 2666-nucleotide messenger RNA. RefSeq names its product ALG2 alpha-1,3/1,6-mannosyltransferase (gene alg2). Lineage: Eukaryota; Metazoa; Chordata; Actinopteri; Perciformes; Bathydraconidae. Gene Ontology annotation, molecular function: GDP-Man:Man(1)GlcNAc(2)-PP-Dol alpha-1,3-mannosyltransferase activity; alpha-1,3-mannosyltransferase activity. The record is from RefSeq and is a predicted model, not a curated record. The transcript has 5 exons. Bases 145 to 1362 code for a protein of 405 amino acids.